This is a messenger RNA of Cyclospora cayetanensis, 2385 nucleotides long. RefSeq lists its product as uncharacterized. The transcript is spliced from 5 exons. Lineage: Eukaryota; Apicomplexa; Conoidasida; Eucoccidiorida; Eimeriidae. Bases 1 to 2385 code for a protein of 794 amino acids. The record is from RefSeq and is a predicted model, not a curated record.
AUGGGCAGAGAUGGACCAGGUGGUCGGGAGGUUCCUCGAAGAGGAGAGGGGGUUACAGGCGGGAGGGCGGGCACGCAGGGGUAUGGGGCUCCUGGUACGCUAUUUGGUCAUUCCUUUCGAACUGCCUUUUCUUCAUUCAAAAGCAAGCAACGGAAUCAACACAAACCCCACCAAACAACGGAGCUCGAUCCUGCCGGGGCCGUAGAAGCGGACGGCGCUGAUCCUACGCACAAUCGGCCCGCGUCAGCCCUCAAUAUCAGGUACAUCGGCGGCCCUCAAAGACGCAGUGUGCAGGACGCCGACGACUUCUUUGAAAUUCCUGUGUGCGAGGGGCGUAGAACGUCGGAGACUCAGGCGCAACGAGCGCCCGCUCCCGAUUCCCUUACAACGUCCCCCCUGUCAGUGAGGGCCUUUUACGCAGGGGCCUCCUUAAUCGCCUUGCAUCCUUCACCGCGGCACAAGGAUGAGGGGGCCUUUUCAAGACUCCUUCCAGCAGCCUCGUCCCCUCAAGCGGCGAGCCCAGGGGGUUGCGCCGCUGGAGACUGUUCCGACGGCGAGGAGUCGCCUCCAGGAGGCCUCGCCUCUGCGGCUGACCUGCUGCAGCGAGCGGCAGCAGAGGCGCUGCUGCUGCAGCAGCUCUUGCUGCUGCUGCUGCGAGUGGUGAGGGGCCUCACUGUAGCUCUAGGGAGGCAGGCUGCUGCUGCGGGUUACCACGCCUUGGCGCUCAAAGCUGAGCAGUUGCAGCUGCGGCAGCGCUGGAUCGCUGGGAUCUCAGACGACAGCAUUCUCACCAGCAAGAGCAAGAGCACCACCAACCCCACAGGAGCCACUGAAAGGGCUGCUGGCAUUGCUGUUGUCGGCUGUGUCUUGAGGGCCCUCGCCACUCGCCUGGAUGAGUCGUGGCCUCUUAGAGACCUUUUAAGGCCUCCUUUGAAGGAUGUCGCUUCCCCGAGGGGCCCCCCUUUCGCAGAAUCUCCCAAAGCCUUCGCGGAUGCACUGAAGGGGUACCUAGGCAAGGCUGCUUUGGGCAGCCAUAAGGGAGCACACGGAGAAAGCCGCAUCAAAGACUUCCUGACGAUGGAGGCAAGGGGUGGCAUGUGCGAUCAACGACUCGCCGAGGGAGACUUCGCACACAGCGAGCGCCUCCCUUUCCCUUAUCGUCUGAGGCUGUGGACUCUAGACCUCGUGUACGCCGUGCGACACUUAUGCACGCACUUCUCUCGCGACCAUUCGCCCACGAGAUCAUGUGAUUCUUCAGGGGGCCCCGGGGGGCCCCCCUCGACCAAGCAGGGAGGCCCGCGGGAGCGAGCAGGGCCUCCCCCCGGGGAUCGGCUGCGGGGGACUGCUGCGUGGUUGUUGAGCAGCGAAGCCAUGGAGGCCCUAGGGGGGGCCCCCCUCUGGUUGUUCGGGUUGCCGGCGACUUCGGAGUCUGCACUUUUCAAGGAGGAAGCAGCUUCAAGACGCAGUGAUGGUUGGGUAACAGUGGCGGAGGCUCUCCAAGCCGCAGCUGUGCGUGCCUUCGCCGCCGGAGGAGGGCCGUUUCCCCCACCAAUGGAGGAUCCCCUUCUAACGCGUGCUUCCGCGGAGAGCGACGGGUCAGCUCUCUAUUGGGCCUUGUAUCCUUUCUAUACGCCGCUGCAAAAUUGUAUUCGCCUUCUUUGGCACUGCACGGAUUCCGCUGGUGCGCACGCCCCGUCAGAGUCGCCUCUUCGAGGCGUCUACGGCCUCCUUCCUCCUGCCGACUGCAUUUCAAACGGUGGUGGUGAUGCACUGUGGAGAGGGGGUCCGGAAGCUUUGUCAGCGUCCUUCAGCGAGGACGAGGAAAGUCAGCUUGCCUUCGAGUGCCACAGGGAACUUUUGCAGCAAGGCGUGGAGCCACCCUUUUCGAGGCUUCUUGGAGCUUCCCUGAGUACCCUAAGGAGCAUUUACGGGUCCGAAGAGGACGGAGAGGCGCCUAGGCCGCUCGAUCCACAGCGGAAGGCUCAGAGUUCAGCGAGGCAGGGGCCCUCUGGCCCCCAGCCGCUUGUUGCGCAGCACUUGAAACAGCAGCAGCAGCGGCGCCUUCUGCAGCAUCACAUAGCGGAAGAUUGUCUGGAUAUUCUUUCGCGCGGGUGGGCCCCUUCAGAUAGUUUGAGCGGGAGGGCCUCCCUGCGGAGCAGGGAAGAUUCCGGUGGCCCCCUCGCUGUAGGCUACCCUCCUCUAACAGCUAGCUCAUUAGGCCCCACGAUGCCUUUGCUGGUGUGCUCACUUGAGCAAAUGCUCGCCUCUUGGGGGCGGAAUUCGGGGGAAGACGCUAGCCAGGGGGUCCCUCUGCCCCCCGAACUGUGUAUAUCUGCCCUUUUUGCUGAGGGUAAAUUGCGGGCAGCGGCGGAGCGAGGCAGAUGA